UUAUAUUUAAGCCAGCUGUGAGUAGGUGCAUAUAGCCAGAGUCCAGAUAAAUAGAGAACGCUUCUGGCAAAUGCAGCAUUAUUCGAGAAUGAGACUCGCAGCAGGGAACAGCUGCGUGCUCUGGAAAGUGGCUUUGCUGUUGACGCUCUGUGGAGUUGCAGCAGCUCAUAUGGAGGGUCUUCUGGGCGUUUGCUCAAGCACCACUGUGCCGGUGGACUGUGUGCCGGGCUGCCAGUUGAUAUGUACAAGUAUUCUCAUUAUACGAAGGUGCAUCGCAUUAGAAUGUAGGCGUGGCUGUGUGUGUCCGCCGGGCUCGGUGCGCAAGGGCUCAAUUGAGGGCGUCUGCAUUAAGCGCAGUGCCUGCAGGCGCUGGGUCUUAUGAAGAAGCCCUGCCAUCUAGCAGCUAAACAAUAUAUUGUAGUAACUGAAAAUGAGCUGAAUAAGUUUCACCAGGCAGCCUUAAGUCGUUCCGGCAUUGACCUUGUCCAACCCUGGCCACUCUACCGUUUCAAGCGAGCAUCGCAAACAACACCUAGACGUUACCUGUUCCCCCGGCCGAAUGCACUGCAAAGACCACAUUUCACAUUUGACUGACAACAGAUUGGCUGGGGUGAACUACCGAUUAAGUGGCUGGGAUGAAGCUGCAAAUCUUCAAGUGUGAACAGACAAUAUAUACUCUCUGUCUAGCUCUAUGUAUGUACGUACAUAUAUUAUUAUGUAAGGCCUUCAUCAAAUAUCGUUAUUUGAUUAUUAUCUUUACCAAUUUGUCGGAAAACUAAUAUGUAUUA
Messenger RNA from Drosophila mojavensis, 788 nucleotides. Its product is annotated as von Willebrand factor. Lineage: Eukaryota; Metazoa; Arthropoda; Insecta; Diptera; Drosophilidae. The coding region runs from base 71 to 382 and encodes 103 amino acids. The record is from RefSeq and is a predicted model, not a curated record. The transcript has 2 exons.